CUUUUCCUAAUAGCUAUCUCUUGGACACAUUUCAGUUAUAUCGAGAGAGAAAUGGGAGUCGAUGUUGGUUACUAACAACUGGAACUGCGUCGAGCUGAGAGACAACCGGUACAAUCACAUCGUACACAUGCUCUCAGCUGCCAACGGAGCUGAGGACUUUUACUCCACCGAGGAUCACGCCUGCCGAUCUGAAGGCGUCGAGCUGGCGAGGGAACUGGAUUACAAUGCGGCUGCCGCGUGGAUCGGUCAUCCUUACUUCGAUGUCAUCGACAACUCGACCGACUUCGACCUGAAGAUGAACCGGCUCAUCGACUGUGUGUGCCAGAGGAUCGGCAUUGAUACCGGAGACCGGCUCAAUGUCAACUCCAAGAAGCGCAAGUUCCUCGUCAAAUCGCCGAUCGUUCCAGAUUCGGAGUUCCCUCCGUUCCAGGACUUCGAUGUCGUUCACAAUUACUUGCAGAGCGAUGUCCGCAAGGCACAGGUCCGACUCCGCAAGCGUGGCCAGAAGGGCCACUGGUCCUACAUACACACGCUGCGGAAGGUCCAUCCGAUCAAUGGCCAGUCUGUAGAAGUCAGGACACAGCUUACGCAUCGAGACUACUUAAACCUCCUCCCGCAGCGUGACGAAGCCCACUUCACUAUCUUCAAGAAGCGUCGUUGCUUUAUCUAUAACAACCAGUACUAUCAGUUGGACAUUUACAGACAACCCUCACAUCCCAGGUGUCGAGGACUAGUUUUACUAGAGACGUACAGUGCUAUUCACGAUCAAGACACGCUGUUGGCGUCGCUACCUAAGUUCCUUGUCAUUGAGAAGGAGGUGACCGGUGACCCCGCCUAUUCUAUGUACAACUUGUCCCUUAAAGAAGAUUGGAAGAAUUCAAAAAAGUACUACACUGGUGGUGAGAGCUCCAAACAAGCAAGUGCUAAGAAAGAAGGGCAUUCUAAAGGCUUGACCAACGGCCACAAGGAUGAAAAACACAUUGGCUCUAAUGGAGUCGCGAAAAUGAAUGGCCACGCAGGUGAGAAGGUCAAUGGGCAUGCCAUCGGUAAAAUGAAUGGCCACGCAGGUGAGAAAGUCAAUGGUCAUGCCAUCGGUAAAAUGAAUGGCCACGCUAGUGAUAAAGUCAACGGGUACAGUGAUAUGGGCACUGCGCGUGGAGCCAAGGUAAAUGGCCACCACGCCAACGGGCACGCUCCGAAACUCAACGGUGCUGCAGUAAACGGCGCUGCGCAUGAAACAGAGCUGGACGAAUUCAAGAAGAACCACAGAAUGGAUCUCGGAUCACCAAAGAUUACAAAGGUUGCUGUCAAGAUUUAAUUAACAUUAACUUACUUUAGAUUUUGAAAUUUUAUGGAAUUCCACUUUGUAACACUUCAAUAUACACCAAAUUAUGAAAUAGCAAUAAUGUUAAGAACUACUUAAAUGUAAUAAAUAACUAUUUCAUUAUCGCCAACCAUCGUUAAAAGGUCAUGUAUGCUCGUAUAUUGUAUUUAUUCAUAGUACUUUUAUAUGAAUUGCCAAAAGAUAACUAUUUUUGUAGUAUUCCUUAAAUAUUACAAUAUUUUACAUAGGUAAUGCAUCCAAGAACACCACAGCGUAUAAUAUAUUGAGCAAUCUGAAUAAUUCAGAUAUAUGUAAUAAAAUGUUUUGUAUUGUUUGUGCCUUUACACAGUAUGAUAUACUUAAAUACUUUUUCAUAAAAAUAUAAUACAAAUAUUGUCAUUCACACUAAUAGUAUGUACUUAAAGUGUUGCAAUAAUAUCAAUUUAAGUAUUGUUGCAGUAUGUUAAACACUAUGUACUAGUGUUUUAGGUUCUAAUGUACCUAACAUGAUAGCAUUUUAUUUAUAGACUUAAUUUAAUUAUGUAUUGAAGACGCGACGUUAGUAAAUUUCAUAAUUAGAACGUUGCAGUAAAUCGUUUUAGUUUGUAGAUUGAAUCGUGAAAUUUUAAUGUCUCGAUGUUGUGUGGUCACGUAGAUCGUUCACACUUAUUUCUUUACAGGGGUCCAAAUGUUAUCUAUCAUUAACACCAUUCGUUAACAGUAUUCACUAGGGCGGGUCCCCUGAGCUUUUAGCGUUGAAUUUGUCUUAAAUGAAAUAUAUUUUUAUCAAAUAAAGAAAUAUAUUUAUGUGACAUAGAGUAAUUCGAUUUAGAAAUUGAUGUCGUUGCAAUGUCACUAUUUUUUUUAUUGUCGAAGGAGACUAGUACCUACUUAACGCAAAAUCAUAAAAAUAAUUUUACAAAAGUAUUUUUAAGGCCAUCUUUUUAAUAUAAUUUCAAUGUAAUGAAGACAACAUCUACUGUAUAGCGGUUUGCUAAAUAGCUAUGAAGCUAUUCAAUCGUUUGGCAAAGAUCCACGGUAGCAUUGUUAAUGGCUGUGCUAUUAUAAUUGAGCAAUUGAGGGCUCUAAUUCUACAGAGCAAACGUUGGCGGCGAACGUGCCAACUGAAAUUUAUCUUACUAGCCGUUUGCACCAAAAGGAUAAAUGUAACGCUAGCUUUAUUGCAGUGUAUAAAUAAUAAAAUGCCAGAAUUAUUUGAGUUUGUCUAGCAAGACUUGGCUUUGAAUAUUGUAUUCAAUAAAUCUUUACAUUUUAUAAUGUAAUUUAUUUUUGGUGCAUCGUGCUAUUAUUAGCUUUUGGGCGUAAAAAUCUCAAAAUUGCAUAUUAUAUGUACUUCUCGCAUCGUUUCUUAAUAAAGAAAAAUGCGUCAUUGGA
Messenger RNA from Spodoptera litura, 2719 nucleotides. It is a transcript of the gene Ttd14, whose product is annotated as TRPL translocation defect 14. Gene Ontology annotation, biological process: photoreceptor cell maintenance. NCBI's taxonomy places the organism in Eukaryota, Metazoa, Arthropoda, Insecta, Lepidoptera, Noctuidae. The record is from RefSeq and is a predicted model, not a curated record. Gene Ontology annotation, molecular function: phosphatidylinositol binding; phosphatidic acid binding; GTP binding.